CGUCGCAGAUAAAUGCGCAGCUGGAAAAGCAGGAUACCCGUAUAUCACAGGUCUUAUCCCAAUUAGAAGCACAGAAGACACAUGUAACGUCGCAACUGGAAACGCAGGAUCUUAAAAUUACGCAGCUACAGGAGAAGACGGGAGGCAUUGAGACUGAAGUAGAUGCAAUGAAAGCUCGCCUCUGUGAACUACAACUGAAUCGCCCGAAUGAUUUAACUGGCGGUUCCAAAGUAAACGCUCCAUCCUUCGAUGGCACUGUAUCCUUCUCAAUAUUUAAGCUCCAGUUCGAAACAACAGCAACAACAAACAACUGGGGUACUGCAGACAAAGUAGCUGCAUUGGUUGUCUCGCUUAAGGGUUCUGCAGCCGAAGUACUGCAGACAGUUCCAGAAAUCGACCGGGGUAACUAUGACGCUAUAAUGGCCGCAAUAGAGAGACGUUACGGCAGUGACCACAGGCAACAAAUGUUCCAGAUGGAAUUGAUGAAUCGCUUUCAGAAGAUAAAUGAGACACUGCAAGAGUACGCAACAGAGAUCGAGCGAUUGGCGCAUUUGGCAUAUGCGAAAGAAACGGCAGAUUUCAUAGAAAAGAUGAAGUGCCAGGCAUUCGUGAGAGGUUUACGAGAUCCGGAGACGAAACGGGCAGCAUACUCAACACCAAAGGGGACGUUUGCUGAAACAAUGUCUUUUGCGCUGGCACAGGAGACAGCAGCUCUUCUGAGCAAACCAGUACACAGAGUUCAUCGGGUUCAUGUUGAAGAGCCCAACUCGCUGGAAGAAACCAUAAGGGACGUAAUACGAGAGUCCUUAUCCCAGAUGACACGUCGCAGCAGUUCGGAUAUUAAGUGCUACAACUGUGGUAAGAUUGGGCAUAUUUCGCGCAAUUGUAGUACACCACAUAGUCAAUCGAAGGCAAACUCGGGUGGAAGGAAGCGAAUCAGUGAGACCGACAAUACCGCUCCUGAAACUCAACAGCCGUUAAACUAA
Messenger RNA from Rhagoletis pomonella (apple maggot), 986 nucleotides. RefSeq lists its product as uncharacterized. Lineage: Eukaryota; Metazoa; Arthropoda; Insecta; Diptera; Tephritidae. The record is from RefSeq and is a predicted model, not a curated record. Gene Ontology annotation, molecular function: nucleic acid binding; zinc ion binding.